Molecule: messenger RNA, 1920 nt
Organism: Quercus robur (English oak)
Lineage: Eukaryota; Viridiplantae; Streptophyta; Magnoliopsida; Fagales; Fagaceae
Product: cytosolic enolase 3
Exons: 13
Coding region: 361-1788 (475 amino acids)
Biological process (GO): glycolytic process
Cellular component (GO): phosphopyruvate hydratase complex
Molecular function (GO): phosphopyruvate hydratase activity; magnesium ion binding
Source: RefSeq, a predicted model, not a curated record
UUUCCAUUAGAUUUUUUUUCCGAGUUGCGCUGGUCUUCAUGAAUUGCGUUGUCUCAACCACAGAAGAGAAGAGUUAAAAUUUCUUAAACCCCGCGAGCUGUUGCGAAGUGCGAAGGUUUUCAAGUUUAGAUAGUAGCGCAGCAAAGUCUCUGUGAAUUCAAAUUCCCAAUUCCCAAGCCACUCACCAAGGCAGCAAAAUUAGGGCUCAACUCUCUCUCUCUCUCUCUCUCUCAACUCCCAAGGUUUCCAGACUUUCAGUACAAGAACAAAUUGUUCAGAAAAAUCUUGAAUUCGUUGCGCACACACACAUUAUAAAUCUCAAAAGAAAUACAAAGCAGAACGAGAAAGAAGAAGCAAGAAAUGUCGGUGCAACAGUACCUGGAAAAGCACACGCUCUCUCGGAAAAUCGAAGACGCCGUCAAUGCUGCCGUUAGGGCCAAAAGCCCCGAUCCCGUCAUCUUCAUCUCUCAUCAUAUGAGGAAAUCGGUUCCUUCGGUGAUCACGAAGAUUAAAGCGAGGCAGAUCCUCGAUAGCAGAGGAAUUCCUACCGUUGAAGUCGAUUUGUUCACCAACAAAGGCAUGUUCCGAGCCUCUGUUCCAAGCGGCGAUACUACUGGAAUGUAUGAGGCAGUUGAUUUACGUGAUGGGGACAAGGGAACAUUUCUUGGAAAUAGUGUGACUAGAGCUGUUAAAAACAUCAAUGAGAAGAUAUCUGAAGCAUUGAUUGGCAUGGAUCCAACGCUUCAGUCUCAGAUUGAUCAUGCCAUGAUAGACCUGGACAAAACAGAAAAGAAGGGUGAACUUGGAGCAAAUGCAAUAUUAGCUGUGUCAAUUGCUGCAUGCAAAGCUGGGGCUGCUGAAAAAGAGGUUCCCCUAUACAAAUACAUUGCUGAAAUUUCUGGCGAAACCAACCUGACUCUUCCUGUCCCUGCCUUCACCCUCAUAAGUGGUGGAAAACAUGCUGGGAAUCAUCUGGCCAUUCAGGAAAUCAUGAUUCUUCCAAUUGGAGCAAGCAAAUUUGAGGAGGCACUGCAAAUGGGCUCUGAAACCUAUCAUCACUUAAAGGCUGUUAUUACAGAAAAAUAUGGUGCACAUGAAUGUAAUGUUGGUGAAGAUGGUGGUUUUGCUCCAAAUAUCUCAAGCUUGAAAGAAGGCCUGGACCUUUUAAAAGAGGCUAUCAGCAGAACAGGGUAUAAUGACAGAAUAAAAAUCGCAAUUGAUGUUGCUGCUUCUGACUUUUGCAUAGGCACAAAGUAUGAUUUGGAAAUAAAAGUUCCAAACAAAUCUGAGCAAAAUUUCAAGUCGGCAGAGGAUAUGAUUGAGAUGUACAAAGAACUAUGUUCUGAGUACCCGAUUGUUUCAAUUGAAGAUCCAUUUGAUAAGGAGGACUGGGAACACGUCAAGCAUUUUUCCAGUCUUGGAAUUUGUCAGGUAGUAGGGGAUGACCUAUUAAUGUCAAAUCGUAAACGUAUCCAGAGAGCAAUUGAAGAGUCAACUUGCAAUGCUCUUCUCCUCAAGGUAAAUCAGAUCGGGACAGUGACAGAGGCCAUUGAAGUGGUGAGACAGGCAAAGGAAGCUAAUAUGGGAGUGGUGACAUCUCAUAGAUGUGGGGAAACUGAAGAUUCUUUCAUUUCCGAUUUAUCUGUUGGGCUCGGCACUGGUCAGAUCAAAGCAGGUGCUCCUUGCAGAGGAGAGCGUCUUGCAAAGUACAAUCAGUUGCUUCGAAUUGAGGAAGAGCUUGGGGAUCAAGCAGUUUAUGCUGGUCAAGAUUGGAAAGUGUCAUCAUGAUCAGUCCUUACCCUUAAAUCUAUUUCAUUUUUCAAUGUUCGUGUAUGUUUGGUGUUGAUUCUGUUGACAAGUCCCAUCAAGUUAAACAGCUUGGUAUCAUGUUGCAAUGAUUUCUGCUUUUCUUUUCUUUUA